GACCGCUGGCAGCCUAUGACAUCAGUCAGGAACGCCUAGGAUGCGGCUGUUCCUGGCCACCCUCAGAGGAGGAGGGUCCUGCCUGCUGGGAGUUAAUUAGCCUCGCAAGCGGCGAGGGGGGAGGCGCCAGUUUUCUGGGGACACUGGCGGCCACUGUGUGUCCUCCUGCCCAAGGGAGCUCCCCAAGAGUUGGAUGAAUUCUGGGUCGUUAGCUGCUGUCCUCUGGGCUCCCUGGAGCCAAUUUCUGGUGGAAAGCGGGGCGUCUGGCCAGCGACCAGCGGCUUGCUGAGACUCACCAUGACACUCCUGGGGUCUGAACACUCUUUGCUGAUUAGAAGGAAGUUCCGAUCAGUCUUACAGUUACGGCUUCAACAGAGAAGGACCCAGGAGCAGCUGGCUAACCAAGGCUUAAUACCACCCCUGAAAAGUCCAACUGAGUUCCAUGACCCGAGGAAAAAACUGGAUAGUGCCAAGACUGAAGACUCUCUGAGGCGCAAGGUCAGAAACAGAUCGGACCGUGCCAGCCUGGUUAAUAUGCACAUUCUCCAAGCCUCCACGGCAGAAAGAUCCAUUCCAACUGCUCAGAUGAAGCUGAAGAGAGCCCGCCUUGCAGAUGACCUCAACGAGAAGAUUGCUCUCCGCCCAGGGCCCUUGGAACUGGUGGAGAAGAACAUUCUGCCUAUGGAUUCUUCCGUGAAAGAGGCUAUAAAAGGUACUGAGGUGAGCCUCUCCAAAGCAGCAGAUGCAUUUGCCUUUGAAGAUGACAGCAGCAGGGAUGGGCUUUCCCCAGAUCAGGCUCGGAGCGAGGAUCCCCAGGGCUCUGGAGGAUCAACCCCAGACAUCAAAUCCACUGAGGCUCCUCUGGCUGGCCCUCUGGACACAAUCCAGGAUCUCACUCCUGGCUCAGAAAGUGACAAGAACGAUACAGCCUCCCAGCUGAGCAACCAGUCAGACUCUGGGAAGCAGGUGCUUGGCCCUCUCAGCACCCCGAUCCCUGUGCACACUGCGGUAAAGUCCAAGUCUUUGGGUGAUAGUAAGAACCGCCACAAAAAGCCCAAAGACCCCAAACCAAAGGUGAAGAAGCUCAAAUACCACCAGUACAUCCCCCCGGACCAGAAGGCAGAGAAAUCCCCUCCCCCCAUGGACUCUGCCUAUGCUCGGCUGCUUCAGCAACAGCAGCUAUUCCUGCAGCUACAGAUCCUCAGCCAGCAGCAACAGCAGCAGCAACAGCAGCAACAGCAGCAGCAGCAACAGCAGCAACAGCAACGGUUCAGCUACCCUGGGAUGCACCAAGCACACCUCAAAGAGCCAAAUGAACAGAUGACCAGAAAUCCGAAUUCUUCCUCAACACCACUGAACAAUACCCCGCUGUCCCCUGUCAAAAAUAGCCUUUCUGGACAAACUGGUGUUUCUUCUCUCAAACCAGGCCCCCUUCCACCAAACCUGGAUGAUCUCAAGGUGUCAGAGUUAAGACAACAGCUUCGAAUCCGGGGCUUGCCAGUGUCGGGCACCAAGACAGCACUGGUGGACCGGCUUCGACCCUUCCAGGAUUGUGCUGGCAACCCUGUGCCCAACUUUGGGGACAUCACAACUGUCACCUUUCCUGUCACGCCCAACACCUUGCCCAGUUAUCAGUCCUCCCCAUCAGGCUUCUACCACUUUGGCAGCACAAGCUCCAGCCCGCCCAUCUCCCCCGCCUCAUCUGACUUGUCUGCUGCAGGGUCCCUGCCAGACACCUUCACCGAUGCGUCACCUGGCUUCGGCCUGCAUGCAUCGCCGGUGCCCGCCUGUACGGAUGAGAGUCUGCUGAGCAGCCUGAAUGGGGGCUCGGGCCCCUCCGAGCCUGACGGGCUAGACUCUGAGAAGGACAAGAUGCUGGUAGAGAAGCAAAAGGUGAUCAACCAGCUCACCUGGAAGCUGCGGCAAGAGCAGCGGCAGGUGGAGGAGCUGAGAAUGCAACUGCAGAAGCAGAAGAGCGGCUGCAAUGACCAGAAGCCACUGCCCUUCUUGGCCACCACCAUCAAGCAGGAAGAUGUCUCUAGCUGUCCCUUCGCAGCCCAGCAGGCAUCUGGGAAGGGACAGGGCCACAGCUCCGACAGUCCCCCUCCGGCCUGUGAGACUGCUCAGCUGCUGCCUCACUGUGUGGAGUCCUCAGGUCAAACCCAUGUACUCUCCUCCACAUUUCUCAGCCCCCAGUGCUCCCCUCAGCACUCCCCCCUGGGGACCCUGAAGAGCCCGCAACACAUCAGCCUGCCCCCAUCGCCUAACAACCAUUACUUCCUGGCUUCCUCCUCUGGGGCUCAGAGAGAGAACCAUGGGGUGUCUUCACCCAACAGCAGCCAAGGGUGUGCACAGAACUCAGGGGCACAUGAAGGUCAUCCUCCUAGCUUCUCUCCCCCAUCUUCCAGCCUCCAUCAGCCUUUCUCUGGCACCCAAGCAGACAGCAGUCACAGUUCUGGGCUCAACCCUUGUCCCAAAAGCCCAGUUAUUCAUCCAAAGAUGACUGGUUUACAAUCUUCUGACAAGGUGGGGCCAACGUUUUCAAUUCCAUCCCCAACUUUUCCUAAGUCGAGUCCAACAGUUCCGGAGAUAACCCAGCCCCCAUCCUACGAAGAUGCAGUGAAACAGCAAAUGACUCGGAGUCAGCAGAUGGAUGAACUCCUGGAUGUCCUCAUUGAAAGUGGAGAAAUGCCAGCGGAUGCCAGGGAAGAUCAUUCAUGUCUUCAAAAAAUCCCAAAGAUACCUGGGUCCUCCUGCAGCCCAACCACCAUCCUCCCCAAGUCCUCGGCUUCCUUUGAACAGGCAUCUUCGGGAGGCCAGAUCUCCUUCGAUCACUAUGCCACCGACAGUGAGGAACACCUGGAAGUCUUAUUGAAUUCUCACAGCCCCAUUGGGAAGGUGAGCGAUGUUACCCUCCUCAAAAUCGGAAGCGAGGAGCCUCCUUUUGAUGGGAUCAUGGAUGGCUUCCCAGGGAAGGCUGCGGAAGAUCUCUUCAGUGCUCAUGAGCUCUUGCCUGGGCCGCUCUCCCCUAUGCAUACACAGUUGUCACCUCCUUCUGUGGACAGCAGUGGUCUGCAGCUGAGCUUCACGGAAUCUCCUUGGGAAACAAUGGAAUGGCUGGACCUCACUCCACCUAGUUCCACACCAGGCUUCAGCAACCUCACCUCCAGCGGGCCCAGCAUUUUCAACAUCGAUUUUCUGGAUGUCACGGAUCUCAAUUUGAAUUCCCCUAUGGACCUCCACUUACAGCAGUGGUAAACACCUGAGGUACAAGUGUUAUGAGAGCUCAGUAGGAAUUCCAUGGGGGAGAGCACACAACCAGAAAUGUGUGAUCCAAAAGAUAAAGGGGAGAAAAAUGGGGAGAAAAAAAAACGGGAUGGAGGUUUCUGUGACAAUCAACCGGAACAGGAGUCAGUCAUUAAAAUAUGUGUAAUGUAAUAUCAAUAACUGUUAAUAACUUCGGUGAUGCAUUCGAAAUGUGCCUUGUUGGAGUAAGAGUGCCAAAGAUGUCUUUUUCACCGCCUUAGCUCAUACCAGUACCUUUUUAGCCCACAGUCUGUCUCAGGCAUUACUGGGACGUAAGUUCACACUAUAUAGUCUGUCUCAGGCAUUAUCGGGACAUAGACUGACACCAUUAGCUUUUGUUAUGAAUUUACUAAACUUUCUGUGCAAGGAGAACAAAUCCUCCUCAAGGAGCACAGGGAAGUCCCUCAACUAUUCCGGAAGCCAUCCUAUGCCUGAGGCAACCCCAUCCCGCCCCCUCCCCACACACCUGUGUGUCCUUCUAACUUUCAGAAGAGCAGGGCCUAUUUCAGCCAAUAGAGUUCUUAAGGCAGAAUAAUCAGAAUGGUCAGAGGGACAGACCAAUCAAUUCCCAGGAGAGCAACUCAGUGUCCCUCAACCCCCGAAUGGUCCCACUGGACUGGCGAUCACUGGCGACAACUAACUAGCAUUAUCCAGAAAUCCACCCAGAACACGGUGCUUUUUAGCCAGUAGACCAGUUUUUUUUUUUCUGCUACCUCUAUGCUCAUCAGUGAUGCAUAGCAGGUGAGAAACUUGAAUCACAACAACUUCAUGCUGUGGAUGGAGACUCCUGAGGCUCUCAAAUGCUACCACCUCUAGUUCCAUAGACCAGAGAUAGAUGAUCAGAAAGGCAACUGGAGGCCCAGGGAGCCGUACUGGGACAAGUAGAAUUGGAGAAAAUGCCAUUUAACAUUCCGGGAAAGAAAUACCAUGGAUUGCUAUUACAUGAGCAACACACAGGGCCAACUUCCUUUUCUUCUUCUUUAUCUUUCUUUUCUUAUUGUAGACAGAGGGAAUUCACCUCAGUUUAUUUUCCUCUCAGUACUUUUAUUUCAAGAUAUUAAUUCUUUAUGAUUCUUUUGCUUUUGAUUCUCUCUCUCUCUCUCUCUCUCUCUCUCUCUCUCUCUCUCUUACUCUCCCUCUCUUGGAAAGGAGAGGUUUCAGCUCUAACAAGCUACCGUAUUCCUAUUAAAGCCACUUUUUUAGAACAUUAAAGUCCAAACUCUCUUGCUAAACUCGUUCUUCACAUGCACAUUGACUGCAAACAGAAUUCAUAAGAAUUCCCUUAGGAAGAAACUGGGGAAGUGGCCCAUUGGUCACAAAGUUCUUUUUUUUUUUUAACUCUUGUUUGAUUUAAGGAUAAUCUUUGGUUUGUGUUACUCUGGAGACAUUGGAAAUCAUUAGAGAGUGAAGAUAAAUCAGGGGGCCAUGUAAAGUAGAGAAUGUGUCAGUCAGUUUUCCAAAUGAGAGCACAAUUGCACACCAUAAACAACAUGAGAGUGAAGGAUCAGAGUCUUGGGGAGUUUUUCUUGUUGCCCUGUGUUUGGUCAGGGCACUGGGGACUGAGGAAGACAACACAGAUUGCCCGAGUCUCUCAGAGGCUACUGUGGCACCAAUUCAAGUAUUACAAUGUUGCAUGCUGUAGAAAGUAGCUGUUGCUGUUUUUUGUUUUGUUUUGUUUCGUUUUGUUUUAAUUUAAGUCACCAAGGCACUGUUUUAUUCUUUUGUAAAAAAAAUUCACUGUGCACUUAUAGAGAAAAUAAUCAACAAUGUUGUGAAUUUUUGAGAAGUUGUCUUUUUUGAUAAACCAAAGAUUUAGAAAUCAUUCCAUUGUCAACUUGUAAAAAAAAAAAAAGUUUGAUCACUGAGUGUUUUUUGGUGACUGCUACUCUGGAAGCCACCAGAUCUUAUUGUAGGGAAGGAAACACAGAUAUGCACACAUAUGUAGUUCUAUGCCUGUGUGUAUGGGGUAUGUGUAUGCAUACAUGCACAUGUGUAUACAACUGUGUGUGUGCACGCAUAUCUGAAAGGUGGCAUUCAGAGGGCCUCAAACCCUCAGUCCGCUGUGAAUGAUGUGUGGCCUUUCUCACUAUAAGUUGCUGAUUGAUCAACAAGACUCCACGUUGCCUCUCUGUAUGUGACUAAAGACUCCAACCCAAUGCCCAUAGCCACUUGCUGCAAGUGAACAAGCUCCUCCUGGCAAUGAAUAUGGAUUUGAGAGGAUCAAGCCUGGCAGUGAAUUCGGACACGAUAGGACAGAGUGGCUUCAUCAUCAGUAGCUGCUAAGGCUAGUGCCUUCUCUUACAGAAGAGUCUAAAGGGAGCACGAAACUUGUUCUGACAUUCCUUGAUCUGCAAUGCGCUUGAAAGGGUCUGCGUGAUAAACUUCUCAUUGUGUUUGUUGCAACCGGAACCACAGAUCCAGAGGCAAAGCUUAGCAUGAAGAUGAAGCUGGGGGAAGGAACCUUAUUACCACAUUCCAAACAUUGCCCUCCGAGGCUGAUGUUUCAUUUGAGUCUGGAUGAAGCUUCCUGCUCUUUUUUAGGCUUUGGAUGAACCAUGUAUGCUAUUCCCUCCUUGCUUCUUUGGAAAACAAAUCCAUACAGUGUCCUGCCUCCGAGACCCUCAUCUGAGUGCUAAUAAUUUUCCCUUUGGGAAUUCCUGUCAGGGCGAUUGGUUAGACAGCUCUGUUUUUUUUUUUUUUCCAGCUAGACUGUGGGGAACUUUUAAAAAUAGUAUUCAAACUGAUACACACACUUCACACUAGACGAAAGGGAAGAUGGCUCUGGUUUGCUAGUGCAAGCCAAUACAGCUAGAAUGGGUCCCUGGAUUCUUACCUCAGUCUGUUCCUACGGUCUCCCUAGGCCAUGUGUAUGUGUCCUGUCUUCAUAGCAUAGGUAGGAGAUGGGAGAUAACUGAGAAGAUUGAUGAAGACAGAUCAAAUACGUUUCCUCAGCUGUCUCCUACUACAGUUUUUAAGUUCUUUUAAUCGGUCUUGUGGCAAUGUGAGCUAAGAGGUGUGCAGAGAUGAUCACCCUUGGGUUUAGCAAUGUUCCUAGAACCUCAAAUGACCACAUAGUUAGAGGUCUGUAAUAUUCCCAUAUUAAGGACAGUCUUGGCAGCCAUUCCUAUUGUAGUAGCUACAAGAUAACAGGUCCUUCUUUAUCUAAAGGUUUCCAAAUUCUCCCUAUGCAAGUUCUUCCAGUAAACUAGGGUUUGGUAAUUAUGCCUGUGUUCUAACAGUGCUAUCAAGAUAAUGGGAUGGGGGGAUGGCGAAGUGAAGGAGAAAGGAGGAAAAGGAGGGAGAGGAAAAGAGGGAGUAAGAAGAUGGGGAGGAGAGGAAGAGGGGCCAGAGGAAGGAAAGAAGGAAGGAAGGGCGGGAGGGAAGAAAUGAGCGAGAGAAGGAGAAAGGGAGGAGGCAGGGAAGCAAAGGUAGGAACAGAGAAAACCAUGGCCCAACUUCUUGACCCAGGAACCUCUUGGUUCAGCUAUGAUGUCAUAGUAUAACAAGUGAAACCCAAGCAUGGAGACAGCAGCUUUCCGAGUGAUUCCCCCCCCCCCCCCCCCCCGUUAACAGGAAUAUCAACACACCCUCUAUCUGGACAGUCCGAGGCUCUAAGCCUGCAGCCUUGUGCCUUUCACAAACAUUAGCCGGGGACAACGGUGACUAAAACCUACUCCCAAGGUUUUAAAAUAGUUCUUCUUAAAAGUUAUUUAUUUCAUAUUCAAUCAGCUUUCCUAGAGCCAGUAAGGCUGUGAACUCCCACAUGACCUGUACUGUCUAGGAGGAGGUGGCCACUUGCUGCUCCAGAGCACACAGACCUUUAGGGGUUGAUCCAGCAUGGACAUUGACUAUCUGAGGGAAUCACUGCUCCUCUAAGCAAGGAUGCUGAGAGCCUCUGAGACCCUCCCUGCCCUUUGCACUCAAAUCCUCUGAGCAAUGAUGAAGGGCUCCUGAUUUUUCCAGAAAUGGGAGUUUUUGGUUUUGCUUUCUCUCUCUCCUUUUUCAUGUAAAACUAUCAGCACACAAGCUUGUCUCUUCUCCUAGGCUCACAGAACUGUCUGCCUCUUGUUCAUUAUUUAACAUUCAGGGGAGUUUUGGAGUUUUUUUUAACCAGACAGAGAAGCCCUUUGGAAAUAAGGAAAGUUGUAAACUUUUUUUUCCUGAUCCUAAAUCACCACAGUAAGACAUCUGGGCAAAAGGGACAGAAGUGAAGCGGGAGGUGAAUAUCCAUGAUGAGUUUCUCUUCUUUAAGAGAAAAGUAUGCUUCUCCCCAGCCCCUCGCUGCAUUUCCCACAUAAAGUGUGCUAGGGCACAAUUUGCUGUCAGAUAUAAAGAAAAUUAGAGUCCCGAAUAGUCUAACACAAACCUGCAGGGAGGUUCAGAGGCAAAUACUUCCGAGACUUCUCUAGACAGAGGACAACAACAGACAUGAAGAGUCAGGGUCCUGGAAAAAGAUGGUCCCAUAGUGAUGAGAGCAUGUUCAGGUGUGCCCGGAGGUCCUCACUAGGUGAGGACAAUCUGUAAAGAAUUGGUUUCAAGACAGGAAGGAAUCCAAGAAGGCCUUUGUGGCUGUCUGCCAGGGAUAUUGUUCUAGGAUCCACUAAAUCCAAUAAGCAUGAGUGUACUCCCUUCUGAUCAUAAGGAAUCAAUGGUACUCCCACAAUCAACCCCCUGCAGGGCUAACCACUGGGUACCAUGAUGGGCACCAGGAGGCUGUGCUUCCUCUGGAUGGUUUAGAUGGCCUCAUGUGCAAAGAAGCACAGUAAGGAGACCCACGAAUGCUCUUUAAAUGUUUUCCAAAGGAGCAAGACUCACACUGCUCCCAAGGCUCAGUUCCAAUGACCUUGUCAAAAGGACCAAGGGCAAAGGAUUGCUGGGAAAUCAACUCUCGUUGGAACACAAAGCAGUGUUCUGGAAAGAUCAAGACAUCAAGCAUGGUUCUUCCGGCCUCUGUGUGGUGGUGUUUUCAUAUUGGUCUCCUUUGCUCGGUGUAAUCUGAGAGAAAUGUGGCUCACUGGGAGAGCAAAGAAGCAAUGGCUAAAAUACCAAAGUUGGCAUGUGUCCUUUUUUAAAGAAAAAUGCAUAUAUUUUUAAAUAAAAUGUUUAUUUUAAAGAGAUGUAAACAUUUUUUUGACCAGAUAAUGACGAUGCCUGGCUGUGAUGUUCUUUAUGUGUAUUGCUUCCUGUUCUCCUCUCAGCAGCUGAAGAAGGGGUACCACUGUGAUCCCCAUCUUCCAGAUAAAGAAACUGAGGCCAAGA
This is a messenger RNA of Rattus norvegicus (Norway rat), 8565 nucleotides long. RefSeq names its product myocardin (gene Myocd). The record is from RefSeq and is marked validated. NCBI's taxonomy places the organism in Eukaryota, Metazoa, Chordata, Mammalia, Rodentia, Muridae. Gene Ontology annotation, cellular component: nucleus. Gene Ontology annotation, biological process: cardiac muscle cell differentiation; positive regulation of transcription by RNA polymerase II; vascular associated smooth muscle cell differentiation.